Molecule: messenger RNA, 765 nt
Organism: Megalops cyprinoides (Indo-Pacific tarpon)
Lineage: Eukaryota; Metazoa; Chordata; Actinopteri; Elopiformes; Megalopidae
Gene: mfap2
Product: microfibril associated protein 2
Exons: 9
Coding region: 80-589 (169 amino acids)
Biological process (GO): embryonic eye morphogenesis
Cellular component (GO): microfibril
Source: RefSeq, a predicted model, not a curated record
GCCUUGAGGACCGGCGGGGCGAACGAGAGAGAGAGAGUGAGAGUAAAAGAGAUUGUCUACCUCCACAGACUGAGUGACCAUGAAGGCCAGCUAUCUGCUCCUGCUCUCCAUGCCUGUCCUUCUACUUGCCCAGCGCUACGAUGAUUUUUACCCUGACCAGUUGAUCUCACUGGAGGACUAUGGCCCUGAUUAUGAGUUUCCUGAGACCCUCCCAGAGACUCAAGACUCCUCUCCACAGCAGCAGGUGCUCUUACAGAGGCCAUCUGGCCCCGCCCAGUCAGAAGCUGAGUUGCAAACUGAACCCACAGAACCCGGACCUCUCGAUUGUCGUGAGGAGCAGUACCCCUGCACCAGACUCUACUCCGUUCAUAAGCCCUGCAGGCAGUGCCUCAACACCCUCUGCUUCUACAGCUUACGCAGGGUGUACGUGGUGAACAAGGAGGUGUGCGUGCGGACAGUGUGCGCCCACGAGGAGCUGCUGCGAGCGGACAUGUGCCGUGACCAGUUCUCCCGGUGCGGCGUAGCGGCGCUCAGCGGCCAGUGCGGGGCGCUGGGGAGCAGCUGCGGGAAGAGCUGCGGAGGAUGCUGAAGGCGGGGGGGAGACAGGGAGGGAUGAGCCCAGAUACUGCCGGAUCUCCAGGUCCAGAACCCCACCCCCACCUCUCUCUCCACACCUCCCCUCGGGACCAAAGGCCUGUCUGCACCGUCUCUCCAUCCUUCUUCUCUCUCUUCUGUGUUUCCACAAGCCUCACCAUCUUACCCCGU